UUGUUUUCUUUAAUACAGGACAAGACACAUGAGCUGGGUAGAAUCAUGAUACUACAGGAGCAGAAUGUAGGACUGCAUCAAAAUUUGCUAGAGACAGCAGUGAGGAUGGAGUGUUUGGGAGAGGAGUUCAUGAGCAGCCAAAAGCUUUUGGAGGCUGAACUUCAGAGGACACGUAUGGAGCUUAGCAGCCUCACAGAGAGGUUUAAGAGACUACACGACAACUGCUCUUCCACACAACAGACUAAUAAUCUUCUUGAGCAAAAGCUUCAUUCAGUGGCUCAGAGUAUGGAAGGAGAACGUGAGAGGUUGAACGGGCAUAUUUCAGCCCUGACGGAGAAGCUCGCUGAUGUAAAGUUUGCCAACAGUGUGGAAACAUUCAAUGUAACAUCACUGCUACACAAAACCGAGCUCCAUUUUCAGUCAGAUGAUGGCAUUAAUCAGGUGGUUCUCCCCGUCGCUCCCCCUCCGGCUCAGUUCAUGGACAGCCAUAAUUAUGGAAAGGCCAAAGCCGGUGGGCAGGAGCAAUCUCUAGGUUCAGUCCCAGAGGAAGAGGAAUCUGACUGGUCAGAGAUUGGAGAAGAGAUGCCACGGUUUAUUAUGACAGGAUCAAACAGAGGGCAAGCAUGGAGACACCAGGAAGGAGACGUGGACAAAGACAGCGAGUCAGGAGGUGACGAAAUAAUCAGACGACUCCCUCCACGCCCACUGCAGACACCUCAUCUCCAGUUCACUAUCCACAAUGAGAAUCUGUCUGAUAGCACAACAGGUGAUGGCACCUACAGGAUCACCACCACAAGUCCAACCAUUGGCUCUGCCAUCCUUAUCCGGUCAGCUAGCCUGGAAGAAAUCCCUCUGGCACGCCAUCACAUGCAGAAAGAACUAAGAGGCACAGAGGCCAUGAUGGACCUUCACCACAGAGGGAACCACGCCAUCGGCGAUUUAGAUAAUGAGAUCAUUCAUCACUGGAGAGAAAGCAAAGACAGGGACACAGUUAUCGAGAGGCCGAUAGCAGAAAGCAGAAUGUCUGAGGCAGAUAGCAGCCUGGCCAGCCUGCAGUCAGCCGAGAGGAUGCUCAACCACUUCAUAUGUGAACCACAGAGCGGUGAAGGAAAAGGGCAGGGCAGGGCUGAGGUGCACGGCUGGACAGGAGGGAUCCCUGACAAGGUGUUGAAAGGGGAGCGAACACAACUGUGACAGAAACAGUGCAUGUUCACUGUUUCUGAAAUCAUAAUUUACAUUGAUCUUAAUUACCAUGGAAAGGUUCAAUGAAGACCUGCUACAGAGGUUCAGCUCUUCUUAUUAAUAUGUGGUCUGAGGAGAGUUAACCUUUGAAUUUAAUCUGUAAGACUAAUUCGCUUUGAUAGCCUGUGUCCAAUUAACAUUUUUCAGAAUGCAAAUUUGGCUCCAUCAUUUGUUUCUCACAGUAUUACAUACUCUACAUUCAACACACAUUUGCAGUUCAAAUAAAAUAUUCAAACCAAUAUUUGCCAAGUUGAAUUAA
This is a messenger RNA of Larimichthys crocea (large yellow croaker), 1501 nucleotides long. Its product is annotated as tight junction-associated protein 1. The record is from RefSeq and is a predicted model, not a curated record. The transcript has 5 exons. Gene Ontology annotation, biological process: Golgi organization. Bases 46 to 1194 code for a protein of 382 amino acids. Gene Ontology annotation, cellular component: trans-Golgi network. NCBI's taxonomy places the organism in Eukaryota, Metazoa, Chordata, Actinopteri, Sciaenidae.